CCGGUCAAUUCGAAGUCCACUAAUUUCCAGCUACCCCACCUUCAAGUACCAUGGGCUGCAGUCAAUCCAAGGCGAACGACGUUGUCAUCGAACCGAUCACGGCACCCCCGUCCGAGUGCGGCAAGGCCUCAAUGGAUCUUGUUUUUACCGAUAUCAUUAUCGAUGACCACGAGGAGACGAGUACCAGCGUCCCUCCCGCACCUGUGGAGGAAGAAGUCGAAGAAGAGGAGCAAAUUGCCGCUCCCAUUGAAGAGAGACUGAGUCAGUCACUGACCGAGCAGCCGCCCGUCGAUGUUGAAGCUCUUCAAGAAGAGUCCGUCACGGUGCGAGAGCCCGCGGUUGAUGAGGCCACGGUAGAGCAGGAGCCCGUCGCGGUUGAAGCGCCCGUCGUCGCCGAAGCAGAAGUCGUAGAAGAACCGGCUGCCGCGGAAGAGGAAGAAGAAGACCCGGCUGAACCCGAGAUGGAGGUUGAGGACGUCGCCACCUCGAUCGUGGAGAAGUCCGCUGCGACGUGCGUGAAUGCUCCCGUCUGGACGUUUACAGCCGACAAAGUCUCGUUCACCAUCGGCGUGGCCUUCUUCAACAUCGCAGGCUCCAACACAGAGGGCGACGAGGUGAAUCUGACCAAACGAUACUCCGAGUUCAAGGCGCUUCACACCGAGAUGACCCAGCUCAUGACGAAAGAGGAGUUGCCACGUAUGCCCGGCACGUCGUUCCUGCAGGGUCGCAACGAUAAGGAUCUAUUGCAAGAGCGAGAGACGACCUUCGUCGAUAUGCUCAACGCUAUUGCACAGCACCCGGAGGCAUCGCAGAGCGCCCCGUUCGCCGAGUUUGUGGCGGCGUAG
Messenger RNA from Phytophthora infestans T30-4, 845 nucleotides. RefSeq lists its product as uncharacterized. The transcript has a single exon. Bases 51 to 845 code for a protein of 264 amino acids. Lineage: Eukaryota; Oomycota; Peronosporomycetes; Peronosporales; Peronosporaceae. Gene Ontology annotation, molecular function: phosphatidylinositol binding. The record is from RefSeq and is a predicted model, not a curated record.